Quercus robur (English oak) is the source of this 1553-nucleotide messenger RNA. RefSeq lists its product as uncharacterized. The transcript is spliced from 3 exons. The record is from RefSeq and is a predicted model, not a curated record. Lineage: Eukaryota; Viridiplantae; Streptophyta; Magnoliopsida; Fagales; Fagaceae. Bases 682 to 1380 code for a protein of 232 amino acids.
CCCUCACCUGCUCUUUCUCAUUUCCAUACCCAAUAUCUGCCUCCUUCUCCGAUCUUUCUUAUCUUCUUCUCCGAUCACGCAAAUGUCUCUCUCUCUCCCUCCGAUCCAUUUCAUGCUUUGCCUCCAAACUCGCUGAUUUCUCAGACCCACAUCCCCACAAUUUGUUUUACCUCUUAUUUAACUCCAAAAAUCUGCUUUCGCUGAUCAAAAAAAUCGCUGCAAUUGUGGCGUAUUAGAGGAGUUUCGGGGUUUUUCUUAACUGGGUUUCGAAGAGCAUUGUGAAAAUGCCUUCGGUACCCGUUGAACUCUUUAUUCUUCCUUUGGUUCCUUCUUUGACUUGCUUUCAUGGUGGUUCAUCUUUUCAUCGUCUGAAACGUCUUGAGAAAGGUGAUCGUCGUGGUAAUCUUAGUUAACACUUGCUUUAUUUUUCUUUCUUUUUCUCUGCUGUUGUUGUUGUGUUUUUUUGUUCUUUCGGUGAGAUAUUUUCCCGGUCAUUCUCGUUUCGUGAGCGAUCUGUACGAGAUUUGAAGUGGGGUUUUUGAGAAAUUCAAGAUCGAGAGGGAUUAAGGUUUUGGGUGGACAAAAGCUGAGAAAGAUAGUAGAUUCUGUUUGGUAAAAUACUAAAUACGCGUUCCUGGUUUGUCAUAGCCCGGAAAUUUGUUUAAGAAGCUGAUUUUGGCAAUGGACAGUCAAUCUUCUGAUGUAAAUGCCCUUGGGGAUGCUCUUCACGAGUCGCUAAAUAUCCAACAUGUUCAAGUGUCGGAACCUGCACCUGAUGGGCAUGAGGGGGAGGAAGACAUACAUGAAUGGAAGGAAACUUGCCCAAAGAAGCAUUUAAUCAAGUCUGAAACCUUUCCAUAUCCAAAGUUAAGGUUGCUUCCUAAUUCUUCUUCAGAUGAAGAAGGUGAAGAAGAUGAGGAACCUGAAAUAAUAUCACAGGGCCUCCAUUCUGAGGAAUCUAACGAUCAUGCCUACUCACGAUCGAUAUCGUUGCCAACUCCUUUGAAGCUUGUGUCUGCCAUGAAAGGUAGCCGUAGGACUCAGGGGAUUCCGCCGAAGAAACUGCCUGUGAAAUGGGCUCCUGAUGUGUAUGAUCCAAGGCCUACUUUGAUGUCACACUCGGUUAAAAACAAGAGCUCACAGAAGUAUAAAAACAACAAGAAAAAUGACAAGAAAAAUGAAAAGAAAAAUGGAAAGAAAGGGCAGAAGAACUCUUCACAUGGGAUAAGUGGCAAGGACAAGAAACAAUCUCGCAAGGCUGCUAAGGGUUCUAAUGAAUUUGAGGUUUUUGAAGUUGGCAGCUCCAACUCCCACUGUGGGAAUAGCUUCCUUAGAAAAUCACACACUGAGAUGCACUACCCUGUUGCUGAAGCAUUAUGAGUCGACAUUUCUGUACGAUGUCCUAUCUUUUGUUCCUGUGUGUGUGGAUAAAUAAGUAUUUGCCUCAACUGUUUUCAUAGUUUUUGAUGGUCUAAGAACUUUGGAUGAUACAUGCACUACUGUGUGGUGAUAACUUUUUAACUAAGUUAAUAUAUGGUGUUUGAUGCUUUGUA